UAAGUUCAACGCUGCAAAACUGAACGAAACGAUACAGCAGCGGCACGCGAGGGUUAGGAAAUUCCCAAGCGAACGCGCCCCCACAAGGCCAUUUUCCGUGUCGGUUCUCCCUCGGCCCCGCGGCGGCGCUCCUGCCGCCCGCGGCACGAUGCAGCCCUUCUCGCGGCACGCCGGCUUCUUCGCCUCCCUCAAGCAGGUGGAAGACAGAUUGGCGGCGGAGCAGCCUCAGCGACAGCCCGACCCGCCGCCGCCGCCGUUCUCGGACACCAUGACCGCGUCCCCGCUCUUCCUCGGCACGUCCACGUCCACGGCCACCGACCGCGGCAGCGGGCCGGCGCUGGACUUCCUCACCCUCUCCAAAGACGACGAGGACCGCGCGCAGGAGCCCCAAGAGGACUCCAACAACGACGAGGAUGACAGCGGGGAGGACAUCACACGGCUCAUGUCUCUCCUCGGCCUGUCGCCGCCGCCACGGGGUGGUGGCGCUGGCGACGACGCGAGCGCCAGCGGCGGAUGCGAUUGCAGCGGCGGCGACGGGUUCAUGGCGAAGGUCGUCGGCAUGGUCGGGCCCAAGUGCGAGAGGGAGAAGAAGAGGGUGGACGGCUGGAUUCGGCAUUACUGCCCCGGCGACGGCGGCGGGUGCAGGGAGCCCGCGAGGCUGGCGCACCUGCUGCUCGCCAAGGCUUCGUGGACCUGGGACGGAGAAGGUCCUGCGGAUAGAGCAGCCCUUGCGUUCCCUUCCGCCGUGAAGGAGUUCUUGGCCCGUGACGCGCCACCGCCGCCGCUGACGAAGGAGGGGGAGCAGACUGAUGCAGAGUGAUUGGAGGAAAUCCCUUUGUACUCCUGCGUUCCUGUUGGCCAACGCCUAUUUCAGACACAGGGAGGGAGGGAUAUGCAAACUGAAUAUAGUUGUUCUCUCUGAAAGUGUCAAAAGCAAUUUGUUGACUUCUCCAAAAUUGGAAGUACAUUAUUUACCAGAGAUUUUCAGGGACAAAAUUGUGUUUCCCUGUACAUUUUUCUCCAGUGAUGGCCCUGGGACGGCUAAAACUCCAAAUUAACAUCACCUAAGGUGAUACUUUACCCUAAGUUGUAAUUUGUCGAGUACAAGGCCUAUCUGCUGAUCUGCCAAUGAUAAGACAACAAGAAAUGCCAAAA
This is a messenger RNA of Brachypodium distachyon (stiff brome), 1155 nucleotides long. RefSeq lists its product as uncharacterized. The coding region runs from base 149 to 820 and encodes 223 amino acids. The record is from RefSeq and is a predicted model, not a curated record. The transcript has 2 exons. Lineage: Eukaryota; Viridiplantae; Streptophyta; Magnoliopsida; Poales; Poaceae.